Molecule: messenger RNA, 1849 nt
Organism: Dromaius novaehollandiae (emu)
Lineage: Eukaryota; Metazoa; Chordata; Aves; Casuariiformes; Dromaiidae
Product: junctional adhesion molecule-like
Exons: 8
Coding region: 587-1567 (326 amino acids)
Cellular component (GO): plasma membrane
Source: RefSeq, a predicted model, not a curated record
CUCUGUCUGCUGCGAUCAGUGAACCGGGACUGAGCCGCACGUUGUAUCUGUGAAGAAUGUCUUCUCAGGGUGAAGCUGCGUACCUGUUAUCAGCACUCAGGCAUACAAGUACAUCUGUAAUUCUGCUCACCUCUCUGUACUAGUCCCUUCUGCCUCCUGAUUUGUCAGUACCCCGGUCUAGCUCUCAACUUCCUCUUGCAAGUUAAAGUGACCACCAAACUGAAUCUGAAGUAAGAGCCCUGAAACCAAAGCCUGCUAACUUUUAAAUUGACUUGCACACAAAACCUCAAGAAGAUGGAGUGUCUGCCUCACUCAGAGUCUCCGAAUUAGUCACUGAAGAGCUCUUCAUGCAAGACGCAGGCUGGCUGCCCCAAGCCACACAGGGCUCCCAGCUGUGGACAGUGCUUUGGGGGGCUAACUUCAAGAGCCCGAACGUCCAGAGAAGCGCCGGCCGCAUCCCUCUCCAAAGACCUGAAGGAAGUCUUCUGUUGCCUUUGGGGUUCAGUUUGGUUGCGAGCAGCUGGCGUCCUUCCCCAGGGAGAGCUGAUGCACGUGUCCCCUCUGCUGCUGCUCUUCUUAGAGUAAGAUGAAGGUGUCGCUGACUCUGCCUCUGGUGCUGAUGUUGCUGGAGAGAUGCGGCGGGUCGGCUGGCUGGGUGUUCACGCAGCCUCGGCUCCAAGCCCGCUCCGGGGACUCUGUCCUGCUGCAGUGCCGCUUCCUAGCCUCGGUGGCUGAGGGCUGGACCGUGUUCAAAGUGGACUGGCUGCGCGUGCCGGGAGCUGGCAGGCAGAAGGAGGAGACGGUGUUUUACUACUACAGCAACCACGGCGUCCCUGUGGGCCGUUUCCGGGAGCGGGCGCAGUGGCAGGGGGACAUCUCCCGCUGGGAUGGCUCCAUCCAGCUGCAAGGCGUGCAGGUGAACGACAGCGGCACGUACGUGUGCGAGAUCCGGCUGCUGCAGCAGAGCAGCAUCUUCAAGAACCACACGGAGCUGCACGUCAGCCCCGCGGCACGCAGAGCAGGACAAGGAACGAUGGGCGCCCAGGACUCUGCGGCCCCGGGCAGCACUGGAUUUUGGAGCAUGGUUGUGGGCUGUUGCUGCGUGGCCGUCGUGCUGGCCUUCCUGGCAGGACUCUGCCUGAGGAAGAGGUCUGCAGCCAGCGCUGCCCUGGAGAGGACUAGAGACGGCGGCAGCGAGAGCAAAGCGGAGGAAGGAUUUUACUCCUCGAUCCCUGGAGCUGGGGCACCCAAGGCCGAGCAGGACGCAGGGAAGAAAAGCCGAGCUGAGGAGACCUACAUCACCAUGCACCCCUCUUUCUUCCGCGAGAACGGCGUUUACGUGGAGCUGACGCGGAGGGUGAUCCCGGCGGAGUGGACGGAAGGGAAGAGACAGGCUGAUGGGGAAAGCAAGCAACCCGAAGACAGGCCGCCGGCGGCACCCCCCUGCGCUCCGGAGGCGGGGAGCCGCCCUGCUGCGGCGUGUAAGCCCUGUCCCCAGGAGGUGCGUGCAGGGCAUCCCUGUUCCUCGGGGCAGGCCAGCAACGUGCUGCCGCCAGCCCUUCCCUAAGACCUGGUGUCACCUCGCUGUUCGCUCCCGGCCGGAGCUGCUCCUGGGGCAUGUCCCAUCCCCGUCAUCUGCAGGGGGACCAAGGGCGCUGUCCCUGGCUUUCCUCCCUCGGUGCCCGGAGCGGGGGCACAGCCUCUGCUCUCCAGCUUUGAUCCUGGUCCAUGCAGCUCCGCGUCCUGUGGAAACCAUCCCCAAGGAGAGCCUGGGAGGGGAGAGGGGGGGAGAUGCCGCAGCACCAGUGCGGAUGUGAAGAUAAUAAAACUCCCGUGAAGCCAUGGGAGU